Metopolophium dirhodum (rose-grain aphid) is the source of this 1129-nucleotide messenger RNA. RefSeq lists its product as uncharacterized. Bases 338 to 841 code for a protein of 167 amino acids. NCBI's taxonomy places the organism in Eukaryota, Metazoa, Arthropoda, Insecta, Hemiptera, Aphididae. The record is from RefSeq and is a predicted model, not a curated record. The transcript has 8 exons. Gene Ontology annotation, molecular function: odorant binding.
UACCUACACGGGUUCUGUAUUGUCAGUUGAGAUUUAUUUUGUUUUAUGUUCAUUUCAGAUAUUUUAAGUCUGGAAUUUUCGUUCUACAAUAACUAUUGGCAUGGCCGCUUUGGGUUUAUACAUUUUUUUUUCAAUACACUGAACGACAUUGUUGAAAAAUAGCAUCCGGUGAAUAAAUUAAGUAAAUUAAAUGUUAUACAUACAGGUAUGGUAUUUCCUGUCAAAUAUGGUGCAUUGAGUAUAAAACGUGAACGACUAUUUCUCAGCUCCCAUUGAUCAGUAAUUUCAUUUGCAUAUUAUACGUUGUUCGUGCGAAAUAAAAUAUUUCAAUACAAAUAUGUUUACCAAAAGUCUGUUGAUUUGUCUUUUGGCGGCUAUUUCAGUGAUAACUGUAAAUGCCGAAAAAAAAUAUAACAACCAAAGUGAACUCAUAGAUGACAUGUUAGAUAAUGUGUUUACUUGUAUGCAAGAACUGGACAUAAAUCCUGACGUUUGCGGUGAAUUGUUAUUGAAGGACAAAGAUCACAAUGAUAAGAAGUACGAUAACUGCAAGUGCCUCGGACCAUGCGUGGCGAAGAAAAUGGGAACGAUGAACACGGACACCGGCAAGUGGAACUGGGCCAGAUUUAAAGAGUUAGCGGAAUUGAUGGAAAACGACUUGCUCAGGAACGAGUCGAACAUAAUGCAAACGCACUGCAUAGACGAAGUGAACACUCACUGUACGGCCGGUUACGUCUUCAUGAAAUGCGUCUUGCAGAAUUCCCCGAUGGCUCAAGAUAUGGUCAAAAAUUAUUUGUCCGCGAAAGAAAACACGCCAAACGGAGAAGAGGCCGCAGAAUAACCAUAUAUUUACGUAAUAAUACCUAUAUGAUUAAAAAAAACUGUACCGUACACGAUAAUAAUAAUUACGAUGAUAUUAUUGUUGUACGCAAACAGUGCGAUGCACUCCAUGUCCGCGUCAUUGUUAUGUUUUCAAAAACAAAUAAUUACGUUAAAUCGUAUACCUACUAUAUAGGUACUAUACUCUAUGCAUAUACAUAUUAUUAUUAUCAUCUAAUUUCAUUUAAUCGCACGGCGAAAUAAUAAAACAAAACGGCAGCCGGUAAGUCGUGGUACCUACUAUCGUUCA